Molecule: messenger RNA, 2482 nt
Organism: Dufourea novaeangliae
Lineage: Eukaryota; Metazoa; Arthropoda; Insecta; Hymenoptera; Halictidae
Gene: Tsr1
Product: pre-rRNA-processing protein TSR1 homolog
Exons: 13
Coding region: 152-2482 (776 amino acids)
Biological process (GO): endonucleolytic cleavage of tricistronic rRNA transcript (SSU-rRNA, 5.8S rRNA, LSU-rRNA); maturation of SSU-rRNA from tricistronic rRNA transcript (SSU-rRNA, 5.8S rRNA, LSU-rRNA); ribosome biogenesis
Cellular component (GO): preribosome, small subunit precursor; nucleus
Molecular function (GO): GTP binding; U3 snoRNA binding; GTPase activity
Source: RefSeq, a predicted model, not a curated record
CAUCAACGAUACACGUGUUUUGUAUUGUGAUGUACAGUUUGCACAGCUUUCUGCAAAUUUACGUCUUUAGAGACUAAGUGACGAGUGCAGGAAUGAAAUAGAUAUAUAUAUAUAUAUACGUUAUUCAUUAAAGGUUCUAUUUGGAAAAAGAAUGGGGAUAACGAAGCAAGAAGCACAUCGACCUGGCGCGUUUAAACAAUCGAACAAGCCACAUAAAACUGGAAGACACCGCAGUAAAGGUUCAAUAAGCAGCGAUGUUAAAGGCAAAAUUGGGGUGAAAGGACUGUCAAAACGUAUGCACAAGAAUCUUGGGAAGGAAGCUCGGAGGCAUCAGUCUUCGCAGAUAAGAAAAAAUAAAAGAGAUGAAGUGUUGCAGCAGAAAAGAAAUCUGGGUGGAUCUCAUUCUGCUCCAAUUUUAGUAUGCGUUGUUCCAUUGCAAGAGGACUUGGAUAUUCAGAGUCUGUUAUCCAUAAUAACAAAAGCAGAUGAGACUGCAAGUGUGACUAAUAGCCCAUGUGGUACAACACACAUAAGUGUACCCAGAUUUAAACAACGAUUUUCCAUUGUUGUACCACCAGUUGGUAAUGUGUUUGCCACAUUGGAUGUUGCAAAGGUGGCUACAACUGUUCUGUUUGUUGUUUCUGCUGUAAAUCAACCAGAGAAUAGCCCCAGAGAGGAGGUUCUUGAUCAAUGGGGGAAAGAAAUCAUUAAUCCUUGUAUCGCUCAGGGUUUAACUACUCCAGUGGUAGCAUUGAUGAAUUUAGAGAGUCUUCAACUAAAAAAACGUCAGGAUUAUAAGAAUCGUGUACAGACUGCAAUCAACAAAUGGUUGCCCGAUGAAAAAGUCUCACAAUUGGAUACAGCUGUCGACGCUUUAAACGUUCUAAGACGAGUUGGUUCUCAAAAACAGAGAAUUGUGUCUUAUAAGAGUAAAAGACCUCAUUUGUUGGUUGAAGAAGUCAAGUUUAAUUGCAAUGAGGACUCAACAGAACUGGGCACACUUAUGGUGUCAGGGUAUCUCAGGGAUGUACCAUUAUCGGUUAAUGGUUUAGUACAUAUACCUGGCUUUGGAGAUUUCCAAAUGUCCCGGAUCGAUGCUCCUGAGGAUCCCUACCCAAUAGAGACGAAACAACGAAAACAUGGUGAUGCAAUGGAUGAAGAACCCUCCGUCAGAGUUCUCGAACGUGCAGAUUCAAAGAAACAAGAAUCUCUUGUCAGCGAAAACAUACCCGAUCCCAUGGACGCUGAACAAACAUGGCCUACGGAAGAAGAAUUGGCUCAAGCUGAAGCCACUAGAAAGAAGAAAAUCGUGAAAAAAGUACCAAAAGGGACUUCAGAGUAUCAGGCAGCUUGGAUCCCCGACGAGGAUGGAGAGGAACUAGAUGAGGAGUAUUCGGACGACGAGUCGGAAGAGAGGAUGUCCGUAGAGGAAGCAAAGUCUCAAGCAGAUAGUGACGCAGAGGCAGAAGAAGACGAGGAGGAAUACGAGACGAUCACAGUCUCCGAAGCUGCUCCAGAUGAACAGAAAUACGACCAGGAUAUUGAUAUGAUGGAGGAGAAAGCAGCUAUAGAGAAAUUGAAAUUGGCAAAGUUGGACGCACAGUUCCCUGAUGAAGUGGACACACCCCAAGAUACACUGGCAAAAGUGAGAUUUCAAAAGUACCGUGGACUGGAGUCAUUCAGAACAAGUCCAUGGGAUCCAAAGGAAAAUCUGCCUAUCGAUUAUGCCCGGAUCUUCCAGUUUCAGAACUUCGACAGAACAAGGAAACGUAUAUUCAAAGAGUAUCAAGAGACAGAUGGAGCUCUGCCUGGAUGGUACAUCACCGUUCAUGUUGCAAACGUCAGAAGGGAUCUUUUCACUGCGUUUUGUACAUUGGAAAAUCGUCCAUUGAUAAUCUUCGGUUUACUACCGAAUGAACAAAAUUUAAUAUUCCAAUGUGGGUUCAGAAGAUUCACGGCGUGUCCAGUAUUUAGUCAACACACAAUUGGAAAUAAACAUAAGUAUGAACGUUAUUUUCAACCAGAGAGCACUGUUGUGGCAAGCAUGUACGCGCCAAUUACUUUUCCACCCUGUCCGGUACUGUGCUACCUGGAGAGAUUGAAUGGAUCAUUGGAAUUAAUUGCAACUGGUAGCGUGUUGUCCGUAAAUCCGGACAGAAUUGUCGUGAAAAGGGUAGUUCUUAGUGGUCACCUUUUCAAAGUGAACAAACGAUCAGCUGUUGUGAGAUUCAUGUUCUUUCACCGAGAGGACAUUCAUUGGUUCAAGCCGGUUGAACUACGCACAAAAUAUGGUCGUAGGGGACACAUAAAAGAACCGUUAGGUACACACGGCCACAUGAAAUGUGUAUUUAAUGGUCAGCUGAAAUCGCAGGACACGAUCAUGAUGAAUUUGUAUAAACGAGUGUUCCCAAAAUGGACGUACGAGCCUGUGCUUUUAACGCAAUCAUCUAAUCGGGAAGAGGAGAACAUGAACGUGGAAUAA